Molecule: messenger RNA, 3219 nt
Organism: Oncorhynchus masou masou (cherry salmon)
Lineage: Eukaryota; Metazoa; Chordata; Actinopteri; Salmoniformes; Salmonidae
Product: zinc finger protein 155-like
Exons: 3
Coding region: 693-1853 (386 amino acids)
Biological process (GO): regulation of transcription by RNA polymerase II
Cellular component (GO): nucleus
Molecular function (GO): DNA-binding transcription factor activity, RNA polymerase II-specific
Source: RefSeq, a predicted model, not a curated record
UGUCUAGCUCCACAGAUAAAAAAAUAUAUUUACGUUUGAAGCAUACCGUGUGAACUUUGAGGACGUUGAUUGAACACUGCAAUGCAAAUUACAAUAACAUAAGUGUUUAAAUUAGACAUAGUGCCAAGAACAUGACCGAUACCGUCGUCUUUCAUGCUCAGCUAGCCUCCAUCAUUGAGGUUUUGGCGAAUGCAGCCGUUGCCGAAAUCUGUAAACUUGUAGAUGACGGACAUGCUGCCUUACGUUUGGAAAUUUCCCAUAGCCAGAAAGAAAUCUAUAACCUGCGGAGGAAGCUGCUUUUGACAAAAUAUCAGAGUUCUCAACAGGGCACAGAGAAAUUCGGAGCCCUGCGACGCACAGUUCACUGGCGCGACACCAAUCGUGUUGCCCGAGCAAGAGGGAGCUUAGUAGGAAAGUCAUCAGACAGACUUAGAUAUUGUAGUUUUUUAAAACCAUAUUUCAAAACGUUAAAAAUAAUGGUCAUGUAGAAUAUAUUCGAUAUUGUAGUUAAAAACAAACAUAUUUCAGCACUUUCAAAAUAAUGGGUCAUGUAGAAUAUGUAACGUUUAUAAGGGUUUGUGUUUUCUGGUGCAGUGGAGAAUUGUUUUGCCGACAGUGAAAGGGGCAACUUAACGCAGGAUGUCACCAACUGGAGAGACUCAGGACGCACAGCAACAGACCAGGAUGGGAGCAUGCAGAUGGCAGAUAUGCAGGAGGCACCUCUUAUCAAAAUGGAGAACCUUGACACCAGUAGAACGGAAGAGAUUGUCCAACCAGUCAGUGAGAGCAGUGAGAAGAUUGUGCCAGAACCAGGUUCUUCAUCAUCUACUGAACCCACAGACCUUCUGGACCAGCAGGGCAACAGACACAGAGCUCCAGACACCUCACUCAAUAUAGAACCUGAAAACCAGACGUUCCAGCAUCCAGUGUCACAAUACAACAGAGCAAGACAGGACCACCAGGUUGCUGAGGGUGUGACCUGGGAAACUGACCAUCAACCUAUAGAAUACAGCCUGUCCCAAUGGACAGAGAACCAAGAGACUGACAACCCAACUGUGAAUGCUCCUCACAAUGCAGGGCCAGACUCCAAGAGGCUGUCUGGACAUCCAGAGAGGAGAGGGGCGCCUGGUAACUCAGGGGUCUACAUGUCUGCUUCAGGCUCUCUGGACUGGCUGCCUGAUGUGGUGAUGGUGGACUCAGUUCCCAUUAAAGUGGAGGCAGAUAUGAGUUCAGAAUGGAGCAUAACUGGCCAAGAGGUGACAUCUGGAGACAUCUGUUCAGAUGGCAGACAGCUUGUGGACAACAGAGGAAGAGGGGGAAUGGAGUCUGGACAGACAAAGUGUUCCCCUGACACUCAACAUGCAGAACAAGGGACAACUGUAGGAUCAAGGUCCAAGAUGUCAGAUUUCAACAGACUGUCCUCCCCAAACAGCUUUUCAUCCCCAAGGGUUACUCUCCUCCAGGUUCCCCAAAGAGGGAAGCCAGCCCCCUUCAUGAAUUUCAACAUAAGCACCACUUCUUCAUCGAAAGGCAUAGAAAAGCAGCCACAACAGCUGACGUCUCUCUCGCCCAAGAGUCAGCUUCGGUGCAGCCUCUGUGGAAAGCCCUUCCCCCAGCCGGCGCACCUGCGGAGGCACAUGCGGGUCCAUACGGGGGAGAAACCGUACGGCUGCAGCCACUGCACCAAGCGCUUCUCCCACAGCCACCAGCUGAAGAUGCAUGAGAGGGUGCACACCGGAGAGAAACCAUUUCAUUGCAUCUACUGUGGGAAGUGCUUCACCCAGUCUGGCCACAUGAAGAAGCACCUCCUCGUCCACACUGGUGGCAGGCCACAGGACCUUGUGCUGCCCUGAGUGUUCCAGGGUGAAGUUCCCGACUCGAUACAGAUCUAGGAUCAGCUUCCUCUCUCCCAAUCCUAACCUUUACCACUUAUGGAAAAAAAUGCUAAACUUACCCAACAUCAGCAUCUAGGGGCAACUUCACACUUCUCCACCCGGCGUAAUGAUAUGCAGUGCCAGAAGUUUUUCCUCGCCACGUGACAAGACCAAGGAAAAGCUCCUGGGUCUAGUUGUAAGGGGAAUGGCUCCACACUACUGGGGUUUUCAUAUGAACACUGGGUCCAUGUGUUUUUAACAGUUUGCAUAGAUACCACAUUGAACACGACCCUCUGUGUGUAGUGGUUGUGUUUUCAGCUCAACUAGCUUAAUGCUUGGUCCAGAGUGGAUUGAUAAUGUAUAAGUUAUUACAGGUGAAGAUUUUAGACAUCCUCAUGAAUUUGUAUUGGUGCAGUGGUGAACCAAAGAACAGCAUUUAAGAAUUCAGGAAGCUCUGGAUAGGUGCCUGGGUGAGCAAAGCCUGUUGGUGGUUGAGAGGUCGUUGCUCGCUCUUCUCUUACCUGAACGCAGGAAAGAGGAGGAAGGUUCAGGGAAGAGGAGGAAGGUUCAGGGAAGAGGAGGAAGGUUCAGGGAAGAGGAGGAAGGUUCAGAGAAGAGCGCAACGGUGACCUCUUUUCUGGACAUCGACAUGGCAGAAGAGCAAAGCGACAGUUUCACGGACACCAACACAGUCCUGGCACUGUAAAUGGACAUGGUGACCUCGCUGGUGCAAGUAGAGAGAGUGCUGACUGGAAUGGUAGGCUGUCAGUGGUUGGGUUUAUAGAACUAUCUUCAUACCCAUUUACCUUCUUCAUCAUAUUCAGCCUCGGAAACCAUAUGCUGAGUCCCAGAAUUGGAAUGAAUUGAAUUUCAACCCAAUCAGUUCAAUCCGAGUUCUCUCUGGUGUAUUCCUUUCCAUUCGGACUGUUUUGAGCAGGUUUGACAGGUGAGGAUGUGCAUCAUCACUGUAGACCUGGGGUCUUCAACCUUUCCUUGCCCAGGGAUCCCCGCCCAGGCAAACCGGCCAACCAGGGAUCCUCAUCAUAUGUUAGCAAGACAUUUAUCCCAUGUCUUAUCAUCAGGAGAAUGGCAGGGAGAAGUUAUCAACAUUUUAAAAUAAAUAUCAUUUAAAAAUAAUUUUGACCUUGCCACAUUAUAAUUGGAAGAGGAACUCUAACAUAGCCUAUAAGCUAGAACGGUAACUCCCAACACAUUUUCACUAAGAGCUGCUGUUUAGCUGGUUAAACAAAUGUUAGCCGUGUUUUGGCAAAAAUGAAGUCAAGAAAGCUUACCAGCAGCACUUGCCUCACUGUUGGCCUUUUGACUGGGGGAUGACUGACUGGGG